Molecule: messenger RNA, 870 nt
Organism: Clonostachys rhizophaga
Lineage: Eukaryota; Fungi; Ascomycota; Sordariomycetes; Hypocreales; Bionectriaceae
Source: the annotation of a GenBank genome assembly
AUGUCCGAGUACACCCUUCGCAAGGUGGCUCCUGCCAACACCCUCGAGCACCGUGUUUACAUCGAAAAGGAUGGCAUUCCGGUCUCCCCCUUCCACGAUAUCCCUCUGUACGCCAACAAGGAGCAGAACAUUCUCAACAUGGUCGUUGAGAUUCCUCGCUGGACCAAUGGCAAGCUCGAGAUCUCUAAGGAGGAGCUUUUCAACCCCAUCAAGCAGGAUGUGAAGAAGGGCAAGCUUCGAUUCGUCCGCAACUGCUUCCCCCACAAGGGCUACCUCUGGAACUACGGUGCCUUCCCCCAGACCUGGGAAGACCCCAACAGCGUCCACCCCGAGACUAAGGCCAAGGGUGACAACGACCCUCUUGACGUUUGCGAGAUCGGCGAGCUUGUCGGCUACGCUGGCCAGGUCAAGCAGGUCAAGGUCCUCGGUGUCAUGGCUCUCAUCGACGAGGAGGAGACCGACUGGAAGGUCAUCGUCAUUGAUAUCAACGACCCUCUCGCUCCUAAGCUCAACGACAUUGAGGAUGUCGAGCGCCACCUCCCUGGCCUCCUCCGUGCCACGAAUGAGUGGUUCCGUAUCUACAAGAUCCCUGACGGCAAGCCUGAGAACCAGUUCGCCUUCACUGGCGAGUGCAAGAACAAGGACUACGCCCUCGACGUCGUCCGUGAGUGCGGUGAGGCCUGGGAGCGCCUGAUCACUGGCAAGACCGCCGCCAACGGUGUUUCUAUUGGCAACACCACUGUCCAACGCUCCACCGGUUUCAUUCCUGCCAACCAAGUCCCUGCUCUUCCUCCUCACCAGGAGCUCCAGCCCGAGAAGAUUGACAGCUCCAUUGACAAGUGGUUCUUCAUCAGCGGUGCUGCCAACUAA